UGACGUCACUCGGCGUCGGCCCGUGACGCUGCGUCUCUUUGUUGGGCCAGCAGUAGCGUCGCUCCUCUGUUGUUGUUUUCUCUGCUGCUGGAAAAACUGGAAUGCUAGCAGCUAAAGAAGUAUUCUCGUUUUGUUUUGCUCUGUCUGCCAAAUAACACAUAAAGAACUUAUCUCACUUGGCGUGUCGCUACAUUAAAAGCAACCCAGUCAUGGACUCAGACGAGGGUUACAAUUACGAAUUCGACGACGAGGAAGAGGAAUGCAGCGAAGACAGCGGUGAAGAUGAGACCGCGGACGACACCCUGGAGCUCGGCGAGGUAGAGUUGGUUGAUCCCGUUGUGGCCGGCGGAGAGCGAGACGACUGCGGGGAUACCGGGGGAAGCGGCCUCGGGCCCGGGCAGGAUGAGGAAGAUUACCGCUUUGAAGUUCUUACUGCCGAACAGAUCCUGCAGCAUAUGGUGGAGUGUAUAAGGGAGGUCAACGAGGUCAUCCAGAAUCCUGCUACAAUCACUAGAAUAUUACUUAGUCAUUUCAACUGGGACAAAGAAAAGCUGAUGGAAAGGUACUUUGAUGGUAACCUGGACAAGCUGUUUUCAGAGUGUCAUGUUAUAAACCCCAGCAAGAAGUCUCGGACACGCCUCAUGAACACAAGAUCGUCGGCACAGGACAUGCCAUGUCAGAUCUGCUAUCUCAACUAUCCUAACUCGUACUUCACUGGUCUGGAAUGUGGGCACAAGUUCUGCAUGCAGUGCUGGGGCGAUUACUUAACCACCAAAAUCAUAGAGGAAGGAAUGGGACAGACUAUUUCUUGUCCUGCUCAUAGCUGUGAUAUUCUGGUGGAUGACAACACAGUCAUGCGACUGAUUACAGAUUCGAAAGUGAAGUUGAAGUACCAGCAUUUAAUAACCAAUAGUUUUGUAGAGUGUAACCGACUGUUAAAAUGGUGUCCUGCACCUGACUGUCAUCACGUUGUCAAAGUACAGUACCCAGAUGCCAAACCUGUACGGUGCAAAUGUGGUCGGCAGUUUUGCUUCAACUGUGGAGAAAAUUGGCACGACCCAGUGAAGUGUAAGUGGUUAAGAAAAUGGAUUAAAAAAUGUGAUGAUGACAGUGAGACAUCAAACUGGAUCGCUGCAAAUACAAAGGAAUGUCCGAAAUGCCACGUCACCAUAGAGAAAGAUGGUGGCUGCAACCACAUGGUGUGCCGAAACCAGAACUGCAAAGCAGAAUUCUGCUGGGUUUGCCUGGGGCCCUGGGAGCCACAUGGCUCUGCAUGGUAUAACUGUAAUCGCUACAACGAGGAUGAUGCCAAGGCAGCGCGGGAUGCUCAAGAGGUAAAUAAUCGUUCCAGAGCAGCCCUGCAGAGGUACCUGUUCUACUGCAACCGCUACAUGAACCACAUGCAGAGUCUGCGCUUCGAGCACAAGCUGUACGCCCAGGUCAAACAGAAGAUGGAGGAGAUGCAGCAGCACAACAUGUCGUGGAUCGAGGUGCAGUUUCUGAAGAAGGCCGUGGACGUGCUGUGCCAGUGCCGCUCCACGCUCAUGUUCACCUACGUCUUUGCAUUCUACCUCAAGAAGAACAACCAGUCUAUCAUCUUCGAGAAUAACCAGGCAGAUCUGGAGAACGCCACCGAGGUUCUGUCUGGAUAUUUGGAACGAGACAUCUCCCAAGAUUCUCUGCAGGACAUUAAGCAGAAAGUACAAGAUAAAUAUAGAUACUGUGAGAGCAGACGGAGAGUGCUCCUGCAACACGUUCACGAAGGCUACGACAAGGACCUGUGGGAGUACAUCGAGGAUUGAGGCUACACCUCUACACCACAGACUCUCUGAGAGAAAACUCCACCCACUAGAGCGCUGAUGCAAUGAUAAGAGAGAGCAGCACAGACCUCGCUCCCUGGCAAACCGCCCUGCGUUGCAGAAUUUUUCCAGAUUUUUGUUCCAUGAAAAGCAUAAGAGUAAAUUAUAUUUAAAUGAAAAAGUUAGAGAAUAUAAAAAAAUACAAAUAUUACAUGUUCAACAGUAUUGUUAGCAGCGUGAAGCGCAAGACUGAGAAAUCCAACAAAAAGCUCGCAUUGUAAGGUCUUUUCCCUUCUUAUCAGUUAUGUUUGUGGACGUGUUCCGUUUGACUUUAUUUUAUAUAAUCUUUUUGUGUGUGGAAAAUGGACUUUGUUUUCAAAAUGGCUUUAAUUCUGACCAUGUCUGGCGAGAUCCGUGUUUGGGUUUGCUGAAUGUUGAUUGUAAGGAGACGACGUUUUGGCACACAGACGUUAGUGGCAUAGGACACAAAAAACACCAAAAAAAAAAAGAAGAAAAAAAGGCAAAAAUCGGUAUUUUUCAAUUUGUAAAUAAUGCAUAUGCAUGGAAGUUAAAGAGUAAGAGUGGCAUGUGUUUGCAUCAUUUUUAAAAGAUAUUUAUCUUUACAGAUAUUAAAAAAAAAAUGUAUAUUUGCUGUGUAGAUUGAGUGUCUUUCCUAUCUUGGAUCGCCCCUCUAAGGAGGUUUGGACUUGACAUAUGCUUGACGUAAAUGGGGAGUCUCCCUCCGCUCCUCCCCUUUGCUCCUCAGGGACGGAGCAGGGCUAUAUUCUGCCAAAUCCAGCAGAUCAUGCCAAGGUGGUGCGCUUCUGCCGACUAGAAGUUUUGUGGGAGCUUCUUGGCUUUACAGUUGGAGGAAAUGGGGGUAGUUUAAUGUUCGCUGCUUUUUCCAAGAGUUACAUUUUUUCAAACAGAACAGUGGUUUUCUCUGCUCUGCCUUUGCUGUUAUUCUUCUCCUAGGCAGAUUUAGGGUCGUAUGAUUUUAAGAGUUCUGAAUGAUUUCUGAGAGCCAAACUGAGUGACAUUCACUCAUAUAACCUUUUAUAUUUUUUCUUUUUGUCUCUCUGAAGUUAAUUCUUCGUCCCUGACCCCGGCUCGAGGUUCUUUCUCUUUCCGCCCAACAUUCACGUAGAUUAAAUUGAACCGAUGGGCCUGUUGAGCUGCUUUCUUGACAUCUGUUAUCAAGUGUUCUGACUGAGCCAUUGACAAACAGGGUUAGGCAUUUCCCACGAUCCAUUUUUUUUUUUUAAUUUUGCACACCGCAGAACUAGUAGUCACUGUUAUCUCCACACUGCUUUAAAGUAAUUUAGUAAAAUAAUCACACGUUUGCACCCGGGAUGGGUUUCCAAAGGACCGUUUGAGUCGUGAUAGUUUGCAGAGAAUGUGAUGUAACCUUUGUACUGUGAUGUUGCAUUUGUGUACACUUUGUUCAUGCAAAAAUGUACAAAUUGUGUGUGUGUGGAAACACCGUGGCUAUCAUUGAAGCACUGAGACCCUCUCUUCAGGGGUACUGGGGUGGGGUUCCGGGACAGACACAGGUAGGACGGUGUCAUUGUAGAUCAAGUUGGUUUAUUCAGAGAACACCAAAGUGUCAGUCUCAAACUGGUGAAUUCUGCUGGAAGCUUGAUUCAUAUAUUGGCUUUUCUUUCUUUUUUUUUAUUUCAAAUGUGCGCCAUGAAAAUAAAUGUCCUAAAAUGCAUUCUUCAUUUAAAGUAAUGUCAUUCUCUUGUGUUUGCCUAUUAAUCGUUUUACUUUGUGUGCUGGGAAUGAUUGCAGUUUGUUUUCAAGUUGUGAGUGCCGAGAUGGUCUUCCAGGUAUAAACAUACAUCAAUUGACUAUUAAAUGAGAAUUAGACAUUUCAUGCAAGCUUAUUGCAGAAUAAUAAAUUGGAAAAUCUUUCAAGUUUGGCUACUUAUUUUGCAGGUCCCUGUAGUUUCCAUUACAAAUGAAUGCAUGGUUUGUUCUGCAAAAACAUGGAAUGGUUAUACUGCCCCUGAAUGCAGUGUGUGUGUGUAACGGUCUCUUUCCGGCCUGUUUGCUUUUCAGUUAUGCCUAUUUGAUCAUGUCUGGUAGUUCAUGGGCAUCCAAAAUUAACAUUCAAGAUAACAAAAAGCAGCUACUCUCAUUUUGUUGAGACAUCCAAAAACUUUUAAUACUUUUCUACAUGUAUCCUUUCUUUAUGCGAUUAUUAUUUUUUUUGAUUUAUUGUAUACAUAGUGUACAAAUGUGUAAGAAAUUAGUUGUUCGUUUUUGAAGAAAACAAAUAUUAAAGUGCAAAAUGUUGCAAACUG
Molecule: messenger RNA, 4105 nt
Organism: Pimephales promelas (fathead minnow)
Lineage: Eukaryota; Metazoa; Chordata; Actinopteri; Cypriniformes; Leuciscidae
Gene: arih1
Product: ariadne ubiquitin-conjugating enzyme E2 binding protein homolog 1 (Drosophila)
Biological process (GO): protein ubiquitination
Molecular function (GO): ubiquitin-protein transferase activity; zinc ion binding
Source: RefSeq, a predicted model, not a curated record